GCUGCACAAAUGGACCAACUACCUGAAGGGUUACCAGCGCCGCUGGUUCGUGCUGAGUAAUGGGCUCCUCUCCUAUUACAGGUAGGUCAUGGGCAUCCGGAGCCAGAUACUGCUGCUACACACAGGCAUCAAGCCUGGCGCCCAGAUGCUUGCAACCAUUAACAGGCACCUAGCCUGGCUCCCAAAGGCUGAACCUGCAGACAGCACCCACCCACAGACAUCACACAGAUAAUGCCAUCCACAGGAAGAUGGGCCAACUUGACAGCAUGACAUGGUCUUCACAGAUAAGCAUCCAGAAACUGCACCACAGCCAGGAACUCAGCUAUUCCAGCCAGGUGCAGACAGACACCCACUGAUGUGCAUCUAGGUACUACAUCCAGAUGCUGCACCCAGUGACAUGCACCCAGCCUAGCACACUCGGUGUGGUAUCCAUGGCCAAGUAUCCAGCCUGACACCAUGAUAUGACAUUCACAGGCGGGCACCUAGAAUUGCAUCCAUAGAAGGCUACCCAGAUUUUUCAACCACAGACGAACAGUGCACCAUCGGUCAGGCACACAAAUGUCUUCAGGACCCAAGCGGAGAUGGGGCACACAUGCAGAGGAACUAUUAACUUAGCAACCACUCAUAUCGACAUUGAGGACUCAUGUACCUUUGUGCUGUCAGAUAGUGGACGCACAUACCACCUGAAAGCAAGCUCUGAGGUGGAGCGGCAACACUGGGUGACAGCACUUGAACUGGCCAAGUCCAAAGCUAUUCGGAUGAUGAACAAUCAGUCAGAUGACUCAGGUGACGAGGAGCCAACUUCGCAGUCCGAUAAGAGUGAGCUGCACGCCACCCUGAGAACCUUGGCCAGCAAGCUUGACGACCUGAGCCAGUGCAAUGAGCUCAUCGCAAAGCAUGGGGCAGCCCUUCAGAGGUCUCUGAGUGAGCUUGAGAACCUGAAAUUACCAGCUGAGAGUGGAGAAAAAAUUAAAACUGUCAAUGAGCGAGCAACCCUCUUCCGCAUAACCUCCAAUGCUAUGAUCAAUGCCUGCCGUGAUUUUCUGGAUUUAGCGGAGACCCACAGUCGCAAAUGGCAACGUGCUUUGCAGUACGAGCGUGAGCAGCGCAUCCGGCUGGAGGAAACUAUCGAACAAUUAGCCAAGCAACACAACAGCUUGGAGCGUGCCUGCCGCGGAGCGCCCGCACUGCCGACCAGCUCCACUGAGGUUUCCAGCGCUAGUAAAGUGAGCUGGACCAGUUCUUGGUUGGGGCAGAGAUCACAUCCUAUAAAAGCGAGAGGGCGACACGUGAAAGGGGAGACAAGUGAUGAAGAUGAGGAGACUGAAUAUUUCGAUGCAAUGGAGAGUGCACCAGAAUUUAUUACAGUAACCACGGAUCCCACAAAACACAGACGCACAGGAAGUAAUAUCAGUGGAACCAGCAGUGAUCAGACUGAAACCUGGAACCUGGAUGACCAUGUUUUCGAGUGUCAGCACCAAGCUUCCUUCACUGCAUCAGCAAGCAGAGAGGCGAAGCCAUACAGGAAGAGACGCACUCAAAUCCCAGACAAGCCCAAUUAUAGCAUCAACCUUUGGAGCAUAAUGAAAAACUGCAUUGGGAAGGAGCUGUCGAAGAUUCCCAUGCCUGUUAACUUCAACGAGCCUUUAUCAAUGCUUCAGAGACUAACUGAGGACUUAGAAUAUCACGAAUUAUUGGACAAGGCAGCUAGAUGCGAUAAUCCUGCAGAGCAGAUGUGCUAUGUGGCUGCAUUCUCUGUGUCUUCCUAUUCAACAACCACUCAUCGCACAGCAAAGCCUUUUAAUCCUCUGCUUGGGGAAACAUUUGAGCUGGACCGGCUAGAGGAGAGUGGCUUCCGCUCACUGUGUGAGCAGGUGAGCCAUCAUCCUCCUGCUGCUGCCCAUCAUGUAUAUUCGAAAUACGGCUGGACCCUGUGGCAGGAAAUCACCAUUGCCAGCAAAUUCCGUGGGAAAUAUCUCUCCAUCAUGCCUCUAGGUGCUAUUCACUUACAGUUUAAUUCCGGCGGUAACCACUAUGUGUGGAGGAAGGUCACUUCCACAGUGCACAACAUCAUCGUGGGCAAGCUAUGGAUUGACCAGUCAGGCGAGAUCGAAAUCAUAAAUAACCAGACGAAGGACAAGUGUCAACUCAAAUUCAGUCCCUACAGCUACUUCUCACGGGAAUGUGCCAGAAAGGUGACAGGCGUAGUGACGGACACAGACGGCAGAGCCAGUUACAUCUUGUCGGGGACAUGGGAUGAGAAGAUGGAGUUUGCUAAGGUCGUGGAGAGCAGUCAAGAUGGGACCAGCUGCGAGGGCAAACAGAAAACUGUUUACCAGACUCUGCCACCCAAAGUGCUGUGGAGGAAGUACACUCUUCCUGAUAAUGCAGAAAACAUGUACUACUUCUCUGAACUGGCAUUGACCCUGAAUGAAAUGGAGAGUGAAACAGCACCGACUGACAGUCGCUUGCGACCGGAUCAACGUCUGAUGGAGAAUGGCGAGUGGGAGGAGGCGAAUGUGGAAAAGCAGCGAUUGGAGGAGAAGCAGAGAGCUGUGCGGCGCUUGAGGGAGGCAGAGGCAGCGACAGCUGCUGAGGAAGGCAGUGAAUAUGAGCCCUACCAACCAGUAUGGUUCGAGAAAAAAGAGGACCCCAUCACCGGAGACGACAUGUACGUUUACAAAGGGGGCUACUGGGAGUGCAAGGAAACCCAAGACUGGAAGAUGUGCCCAGAUAUCUUCUGAGCACCAUUGUUUUGGGUCCAGUGGACUUCAGAGUCUCCCUGCUCGCCUGUGGGAGAGAAAAGGAGUGCUGCGAGCCUCCACUGCAGAACUCGAAACAGUGGAAACACAGGGCAGCUUUCUGGUGCAGACAACAUCAAUGCAAAAGAACACCAUGCCCCCAUCACCCCCAACAAGGAUACACACUGCAGAAGAGCCACAGACAGUUGUUAGGUUAAGUGUCCGGGAAGUAGUGUAAAAGCUGUGGUUUGUUUAGAGAUUGGGCAUGAGCACCAGUACUUCAACAAUCAAAUCCCCCUCCCAAAAAAAACCCCAAGUGUUACAUGUGAUCCAUACGUUUGGGCAUGAACGAGAUGAUCACUCGUUAUCCUGACCAGAGAUUUGUUUUUGAUUCAUUACAGCUGAAGUUACAUUCUACUCUUUUUAAAUCAAGUGAACAGCACAGACCACUGGUUGAGGAAUCUUAUAGCUCUCACCUCAACCUAUCAGAAGGCAGGUUGAGCUUGUUCAGUCCUGAUGACUUUGGUGUAAAGAUAACCACGUUUGCAGAAGCAAAUGACUCAUAGAUAAAAAGGAUCAGCAGCCAGGGGAGAAAGGGCCUUUUCCACAAGGUUUUAUAAGGACUUGAAAUGCAAAUAUAGGGUAUCGGGAAUUAUGCUUUUGGAGGGUGACGUGUAGACCAUAUCAGUGUAGAUGUUGUCCCAUAUCAUAGCCGUGUCUAGUUUGAGUAAGUCAUCUUUUACAUCUGCUUCGAACCUCACAUUUUCAUGCUUCUGCGAUUUUGUGGCAUAAUUACAUUUGCUGCCUGCCUAAUGCAAGAGAUUUGCACAGAGUAUUACACUGCAUCACUUAGCCUAACUUUUAUCGUCCAUCAUCAGUGUUAUUCUCUACCUCACCAGCCUGAGUUAAUUAGCCCCACUUCUUGCCCAGACGCCCAACACAAUCUGCUGGGUCACUGACACAACAGGUUGCUAUCUUGCUGGUGGUAUGCUAAACCACUUCAGAUCAGCGUUUUAUUUUAAGUGUUAGGUCUGCCGCCUGGCAACUUGGUAUCACUCCCUUCAAAUCCAUAGGAAAGGAUUAGACGUGGCUGCCAAGAUUUGCAGCACAUAGUGACACAAACAUGAGCUCGAAUUCUGAGCAUGGUCUGGCUCGCUGCCCCACUUCUUGCUGGCUUAUACUUGGCCCUUUAAUUGUCAAAUUGGUUUCUAAGUGGCCAUUAAAGAGGGUGCCCUCUAAAAGCAGGCAUGACCUCUUUGUAAACAAAAACAGCUAAUUAGUUUGCUGCAUGCAGUGUUCCCAAGACCAUUGAGACUAGAUGAUAGACUGUUGUUUUGGGAGAAUGUGCUUCCCAGUAUCCUCCCACCAUUGGAGUAGAGAUCAUGGAGGAAGCCUCUUGGAAAUGGCCUAUGCUUUUGGGUGGGGAUCAGAAUGUGAUCUUUCAGGUCUUGCUUACCUGUAGCUUAAUUUUCUGCAAAUUAUGUUUCAUGUGUUUAUAUCACAGCUUGAGGUGUACGAUUUCAAGGCCAGGAUAACGGUUGGGGACUGGGAUGUAAUGCUGGUGCCUUGUUUAAAGUAAAAUGAAAAUGUACUGAAGUAGUCUCUGACAUUGGAGUGGCUGUUUGUGGAUCAUACAGGGAUCCCAUUGCCAGCUUCUUGCUGUGCCGCUGCCAUCUGGUGCCACAGUCCCACAACAUUAGCAGCAAACCACAGCCACAGAAUGCUGUGCUGACAGAAUGACGUGGGCUUGUGCCAGAGGAGCAGGGACAGGAAACAUACAAUCUCCAAAUAGAAAGUAGAGCUACUUGGAAAAUAGAGCACUUUGCUCCUAAAAGCAACUGUCAGAUUCUCGGAUAACCUCAUAGAAAGCUGCACAGACAUGAAUUUCCCAAUUUGGUGUUUAUUUUGUCACUUUCCCCAUCUGCCACAUUUUCCAACUAAUGGCUGAAUCUUUUAAAUAAAGUGCCAAUGCUGUGUAGAUCCUUGGAGACCUAGUAUCCAACAAGAGCCCUGCAGGUUGGCUGAUAACUUUCUCUGAUGGGUUGAGGGGCUGCUGACAGAAUAAUACCAGUAGAUUCAAUGCAAUGCAGUGGUCAGUGCAAUGUGUGAUUCUUUGUUCAGCUCCCAAACAGGACAGCCUAUUGUUUGUUACUGAUGAAAUAUAGAGACUGGCAGUGAACAGUAAGGCUCUGCACACAAGCUUCCUUGGAUUGGCGUUCAUUCAGAGGUGCCAGCUGGGUGUAGAGCACUGCUCCUGGAAUACGAACAGCACAUGACUAAAAAAGAUCACAGAAAUAUAGAUGUAGAGUUCUCUUUGUCCAAUUUGUUCUCAACCUUCAGAAAUGCCAUCCACACAGCUCCCCCGAACAUCUUAAAAUUCACCCAACACGCACAUUAAGGUAACCUCUGCCUAAUGUCUCAACUAAAGGCCAAUGUGUUCCAGCACUAGAGAAGGUUCGUGUUUACUGAACCUUGUGCUUAUUCAACAGCGCAGUCUUGUACAACUCCUUGUGACUAAGUUCUUGUUGGAUCACUGUUACAGGGGCCAGAGGAUAAGGACUGGCAUAUUAACUUCACUGCUCAGUUCCUAACCUCAUGUGCAGGGGUCGCAGAAUCUGCUGAGGAAGAUGUUUGGAGAAUUAUUGCUUGCAAUGCUGCAGUUGGUCUUGCAGUAGGAGUUCCAACUAUUUGUUGGCCCAGAAAUCCUUGUGGAUGAAAGAACUUGCCCAAAUUGCCCGAUUGAUAUUAUGAUUCCAAUGUUGCUGUGUUUCAUACUGAAAUACUGGUGAAUUGUAGCGCAGCUUUAUUUUUGUUUUAACAGACAGGGCUCUUGUGUGAAACCCUCAUUAGAAUGUCACAUUCAAGCACAUAAGCUGUCUCCUUCCAACCAGCAGUUCAGCAACUUUUAUCGGGACAAAGGAGGGAGACUGAGUGGCCUGUGGCUGCUAUGCAGUAUAAAAUUCAGGAUUGGGCUCUGGGCAAUACAGUCCUAUAAAAGGUAAUGUUGAACAGUUUAAAUUUUAACUAUUGCAAUUCUGUUUCUCUAAUCAUGUAUCUGAACAUUAGUUUUUCUUCUGGAUUGACAGCCCCAGGCGGGAUGAGCAUCUCCUAUUGACUGAAUAAGAUUAGUAAGACACGUGGGAUUCACGGUCCCUUCAGCCAAUUCUAUUAGUUGCUGUUCAUGAGUUGUCAAUAUUACUGCCAGCAAAUGAGAUUUCUGACAGUUUCAGCCCCACUUCUGGAUUACUUUUCCCUCUUGCAGCUGCUUCCAUCUCAUCAAAAUAGCUUCUGCAAAUAUGGACAUAUUUGACUCUUUCUCUGACUGCAUCACUUGUUCCCUGUUCUCUCCUCCCCAGACCUCUGCCCUAAAUGCUGCUGCCCUGUCUCCUCUGCUUACCAUCUGUCUAUUGUACUCUUCAAAGCACUUUAGGAUAUGUUUUUUUUCUACAUUUUUAAGGCACUUUAUUAGUGAAAGCUUGUUGUUUGUUGUAAUUGAAUGCCCUUAGUUAGAGAAUUUGGCAAAUUUGACACAAGCAGGAGGUCAGCCCUUGGCCUGUCUCCAAGAUGUUUGAAUCUCAGCAAAUACAAAUCCUUCCAAAUACGGUGUCUUCUGACAUAUUUUAGAGGCGAUGUUAACUCCAGCCUUUCCUCACUAAUUCCAAGUAGUUCUGUAACUCAGUUGAUCCAUUAAUACUGGUCACAAUUUGCAGUGGCUAAAUGAAGAAUAUUGAAGAGUUGCAUAUGGUUUGUAAUGGCAUGGAGAUGAAGACCGCUGAGAACAUGUGUUACUGACUUGAUAAUCACUGCUGUGCUAGACAGUUGGAUAGUUUUCAUGAACCCAUUCCCACUGAAUCAGAAUGCGUAGCAGGACCCUGGGGAGCAAUUCCCAGGGCUGUUUUCCCAGUUGAGCCAGGUGCUUAUGCCCUCUUUGUAUUGUGUAUACAAGUGAAUCCUGAUAUACGCUGAUAUCCAGGUAUGGAUGGAACACCAUACAUCUUCCAUGAUCACAUUUCCUUUUAAGGGUACAGUGCAUUUGGACUGUGACAUUAUCUUUUUCCACACGGUACCCCAUGCUGAUAGCUCACCUAAUUGAUUAGGGGCAUUGAAUGGAAACCAGAUGUCUCCAGCCAGUGAAGAGGAAAAUCAGAGGGAUGUGUGCUCUCCCUCUGACCACUUGGUCCCACAUAACAGCUGAGAACUUAAGAGGCAGCAUCAGCUCUUGGGGGAGAGGACUAUGUUCCCCCCUUUUGAGUAGGGAGUCUGUGACUCAUUUCAGCAAGCUUUCACAGAGCUUUCAAACUUGCAGUUAAGAAACUAUGACCUCAAACAAACGAACCCCCUAAAUCGCCUUUCGUAUUCAUCCGUUUUUGAAAUGAGUAAGGUCUGACUAUCCGUUUCUGACGGGGACAGACUCUGAUUCAAUAAUUGGCCAAUAUGUAUAUCUGGAUUUCACUGUACCUAUGGAACUUUGCAUCCCCUUCAGCAGCAGGAUUUGAUCUGUUAUAAAGUAUUUUUUUCUGAAUCUAACUUGCCACAGCACAAUUGUAGCUUGUUACUUCCGAUAAAUUGUCAGACUGUUGGAAACAUUAUCUUGCUGGCACCUGUUGUGAAUAUCUAAUGGGGCAGAAAAGGACCCAAAUAGAUCAUGUGUAAAUAUAUUUACAUUAUUUAAACAGUUUAGAACAUAAAAACCAAGAAAUGUAGAUCUGCAGUUUACAUUUGAGAUUGACUACCAUAUUUAUAUUGCUAAGAUUUGCAUAUCAAUAAUGUUGAAACAGCACUGUCUAUCCCGAGUGAAUCCAUGGCUACUUUGAAGGAGAUGAAGCGAAAGAAAAGAACUGAUUAUGAUUCAAGUUGCCUGGAAGAUUUGGAAGCUCUGAAUUCAUUUGAUAGAUUGCUACUACAAUAUAUAAGAUGCCGUCUUCCCCCAGCACUUUUUCAGUACUCAUCUGGUGCCUCUCACUGCCUCGGUCAGCCAAGAGGGUAGCAUGGUGUGACCAGCAAAUAUCACCCCACCCCAACCCCUCAUUUCACCUACUUCACCUUCAUACCAACCAUGCUACUCUAUGAUUGGUCAAGAGGUGAGUGCAUUUGUAUACACAUCUCUGCCAUCUUUCAUUCAACCUUUCCUCCCAUCUCCCCAUUCCCUUGUGUUUGGCACGAAUGGUGCAUCUAGUAUUUCUUCCUUGCUGAAAUAAUUUCAGACUGAUGUUUUAAGUGUCAUACUGUUUGCACAGAUGGCAAGCAAAGAGAAUACAAAUUAGGCCGCCAGAUUUCUCUGUUUGGAUAGAUGUUGUGAAGUGUUCUCUUUGGUGCUAUUAGAUUCUGAAUGAUCCAUGACUGGAUAAAGCACUGUAUCAAAACUGCAUGGUACUGAAUGUGGAUUCGCAACUGGAAUGUUUGUACAUCUGAGACGGUCCUUGCAGCUUGACAAGAAUAUAUAGGAAACUCUCACUCAAACAAUGCAAAGAGGAGGGGCUUUUCUGAGAAUGACUCAGUUGAAAAAUUCCCAUUGUCACACUGAUAUCGCCUUAUGACUUGCAUCCUUACCCCUCAACAAUGUCUGUGUCCAAUAUUAUUGUCAGCAAAGGUUACAAGCUUCCAAUAUGUAAAAUACUUUUUUUUUUCAAGGGUAUGUAACAAAAUCCAGCAGCUUCACUUUUAAGCUGACGCUAGGGAUGCCUCCAAAGGUUAUGCAUGAGUAUUUCAGCAGAAAGGUGUACUAUACCUUUUAGCCAAGUCUAAAUUGAACAGGACAGUAGCAGGACUGACGUAGUUCCUUAAAACAGAAGCCCACCUAGUUGGACAGAAAGUUGUGAUAUCUGGUUCUCUAAUUAAUACAAUAAGCCAAUUUAGCCACGUUGAAAUGAAAUAAACCACAUCUUGGGACAAUGCUGUUUACCUCUACCUCCAAGAACUGUUGAAACGAACUUUUGCGUUCUCACAAGCUCAGAGGCUGCUCCAAUUAAUGUCAUUUUUAGAUCACAUUGCUUUUGAAGUUCAUUUCAGUGGGGGUGAUUUUACUUACACCUUGCAUUGAGGAUCUAUACACUAAUCGUGUAACCACCUCCCCUCCAAUAACAAGUUAAAGAUCUGGUAGUUUGAAAAGCAAAAAUACAUUAAGUGUAGGUAUCCUGUAGACUGUGUGAAAGUCUGCUACCUAAAGGUGUGAACGUGUGACACCAUAAUCUCAAUACUAGCUCUAGCUAACUUGUUUUUUAUCUGGAUCUCAGAAUAUCCAGCAGCACCCCCAAGUCGCAUUCUAAAUGACAGUUGGACAAUUUGUUGAAUUCACAGGCAACUUGUUCAUGCUUUGCAUUGGAAACAGUGAGAUUGAUAGUGAAUCCAACUCCCUUGACUUGCAUUUUAAGACUUAUUUAGGUGGGCUAACAUUGGGGUGUUGUUCCCAUCAUGAUAAGACUAGAAUUCGGGACAGAACUCAAAACUCUGGUGGGCUGUGCAAGAAUUAUCAGUGUUGCCUUACCUUGGAACAGUUGAAUCACCUGCCUGCUGAAGACUGCCACCAGAGUCUGAACGGUAAAUAUUAUGACACAUCUGCAAUAUGAAGGGAGUGGCAUUUUUAAGUUGUGUUGAUUCGCAAUGUUAGUACAGAAAAACUCAAUUGUGAUUAUGCCUUUCUCUAAUUCUACUUUGUAAUAUUCAAUGAUAGAAAAUGUGCAGAAAAUCUAGCUUACUGAAACCACACAGAAGAAUAGUUUGCAUUUUCAAUGGUGCAAAGAUAUGUCCAGUGUUCAGUGUUAAUCAUGCUCUUCCCAUGUACUUCUAUAACCUGCUUAAUUAUGCAAGUAGCCAAAGCUCCUUAUUUUCUAUGUAAAUUUGAAUUGCUUAAAGGAAUAUAUUUACAUACAUUAAUCAAUUAUUUGCAUAAAAUGUUAGCUUUUGGGAGCACCCACCUGCUCACUUGCAUAUUCCACCACUGUUAGAUUAAAUCUAACCAGCACCAAUCCAAAUCCACACUGAUCUGACAGGACAGCAGAAUACACCCUUCUUGUGAGAUUAAAGACAAAAAAAAUGCCAAAAAAGUAGAAAUAAAAUAAUAUCAGAAAUAAA
Molecule: messenger RNA, 9812 nt
Organism: Stegostoma tigrinum
Lineage: Eukaryota; Metazoa; Chordata; Chondrichthyes; Orectolobiformes; Stegostomatidae
Product: oxysterol-binding protein 2-like
Exons: 15
Coding region: 582-2744 (720 amino acids)
Cellular component (GO): intracellular membrane-bounded organelle; cytosol; membrane
Molecular function (GO): cholesterol binding
Source: RefSeq, a predicted model, not a curated record